Messenger RNA from Durusdinium trenchii, 771 nucleotides. NCBI's taxonomy places the organism in Eukaryota, Dinophyceae, Suessiales, Symbiodiniaceae. The record is from the annotation of a GenBank genome assembly.
AUGGCCCGGCGGUAUGACAGCCGGACAACGACCUUCUCGCCAGAAGGGCGCCUUUACCAAGUGGAGUAUGCCAUGGAGGCCAUCAACUUAGCUGGUUCCACAGUGGGAGUGCUCGCAGAGGAUGGUGUGAUCCUGGCAGGGGAGAAGAAGACCACCUCGAAGCUUUUGGAUCAGGCCAAGCAACAUGAGAAGCUCUUCCAGCUCGAUGACGCCAUGUUCUGCGCUGUCGCGGGGAUCACUUCGGACGCUAACAUCCUCAUCAACCGGCUGCGGCUGACAGCCCAGCAGCAUACCUACAGCUUUUCAGAGCCCAUGCCAGUGGAGCAACUGGUGACAUCCAUCUGUGAUUACAAGCAGGGCUACACUCAGUUUGGCGGGCUUCGCCCCUUUGGCGUGUCCUUCCUGGUGGCUGGCUAUGAUGCACACCACGGCUUUCAGCUCUACCACACGGACCCAUCGGGAAAUUUCAGUGGUUGGAAGGGCUACGCCAUUGGGGUGAACAACAACACAGCUAUGCAAAUCAUGCGGCAAGAUUGGAAGCCUGGGAUGAAGCUCCAGGAGGCGCUGGACCUGACGGCCAAGGUCUUGGUGAAGACCAUGGACACGGCCUCCCCAACGGCCGAAAGACUUGAGUUCGGCAUUGUGUACAAGACGCCUGAGGGCCAGGUGAAGUUCCGAAUGCUCAAAGACACCGAGAUCAACAAGCUCAUGGCGGACGCCACGCCGAAGGAAGGAGAAGAAGCAGCCGGAGCUGCUACAUCCACCUCAUAG